UAAUUUUUUUAUGCGAGUUGACAUGUAAAUACUUACUAAUUAUGCCUUAGCGUUGAUAAAUUGAGUUUUUGUGCAAUUGAUAUAUAGUUAGGCGCAGCAUUAUUAGUUAAAAAAAUUGAUUGCAUUAAUUUCUUGGGCUUCUUUUUCAGGUAAUUCAAUUUGGUUCUUGUUUAAUUAAGAAGAAGUUUAAUUUUAGAUUGAGGGGUUAUGAUUGUUGGGUUUCUGUGAAUUUUUAUACUCAUGGCUUCCGCUGAUUGCAGUCUGACUAGUACUUGAACUAGGACCUAGUGUAACUGAUAUUUCAAAUUUUUUUAUUCCUAGCUUGGAGCAUUCAGAUCUGAGAGCACCUGCAAAACCAAUCAUCAAGAAAGCUAAAUUGGGGGGUUUUGCUAUCUAUUGUAUGCAAUUUGUUAAAUUUAUUCCUACAGAUCCCUUACACUCAUUGUAACAUGGGAAUUGGGAAGUGUGAUAUAUUGAAGAGAUUGUAGGCCCCUGGUUUACAUUCACACACAUGCACGUAGUCUGAUAAGUUUUUGCAUGUCCCUUCACCACAAUAGACCCAAUUGCUAGCUAGAACAUCCAAAUCUCACUUGAGAAAGUUUUUAACCAAGUAUAUAAAUCAUUGGAUAAAUAGGAUGUUGCUGGUAUUCUGGUAUUUAGGCAAACUUACGAUUAAAGACAGAUAAGUCAUAUGGGUUUUGUGGGGAUAGCUGGAAGGGAAGGAGCAGCUGACAUGCAGGAGUAGUUUAUAGAACCUGUUUAAGAUGGUCACUUUACUUUGAGAAAGAUUAACAAAUUGCAAUUCAGGCAGUUCUAUUGCAGCAAACACCAAACCUAGAAUUUUAGAACUUCUGUUUAUUCUUUGUUUCUCAUUUGCUACUCAGAUGUCUUGCACUUUAGAAUUUAGAUACCAUGUUAAUGUAUCUAGCUGUGCAGUUGGUGGCUUCUUUGGAGGUUGGUUCAUAUUUUAGCUUGAAAAAGAUUAAUUGUCAUUGUUAUUAAUGAUGAAUAGCUCAGGGUUGUCACCUAUUUGUCUGUGUUGUGUUGUUAAAUUAUGCUCUAUACUUCAAUGUGGCAGUUGCUGUUGUAACUUUAUUUAUUGUAUUAGAAAUUUAGAACUUCAGUUUUAUAUGCAGAUGAUUAAUCUCAAUUAUUGCGAAGCAUAAUGCUGGCUUCCAUCUCUAGAAUUGAAAUGCUUGUAUUUUGUAUGAGAUUAAGCUUUUUUUUUCCUCUUAAAAAUUGAGUGGAGAUUAUGCCAAAAGAUGGAAAUCAUACUUGGGACAGUUAGACAAUGUUAAGCGCCUCUAUUUUUGUCGGAAAGAAAAAAGAGCCUCUAUUUUGGAUGUUUUUUUUUAAUUUUUUUUUUUAACCUCUUUGUGAUGUUAAAAGAUAAUUUGAAGGGGAUACGGUUGUGGUGUGCCUGGUAAAGGACUAAUUGGGAUAUUUAUGCUGAAUUAGUAAGACUUGUGGCCCAUGUCUAUAUAUAAGCCAACUAUGCUGGUGUUUAAUGUCCACUUAAAUUAUCUAAAUUCUCCAUAUUGUACUUUCUAAAAUGAUUCUCGUACAUGUUUUUUGAAAUUUGAAUCAUGCAUCGCGUGCAUAUAGAUCUAUUGUAUGAUAUCUUUGCACCUUAUGUUAAAAUUCAAGAAAACUUAUUAUUUCACUAAAACUUGUAGAUAUUUGCUGAUUUUGGUUAGUGUAAUAACAAGCGGACUAACCAAGAACAGAGAGAAUGGGUGACAGUGACGAAGACGAUACCUUCUACUACCGCUACACCACCCCCACAUCUGGUCACUCCGCCACCUCCUCCUCCACCACCACCACCACCAAGCGUAGUAGCGGAAGUGGGGGCUUGGCUCCCUCAAAGUCAACUGUCUAUGUUAGCAAUAUCGACUUCAACCUCACGAACUCCGACCUCUUCACCAUCUUCUCCACCUUCGGAAAGGUCGCCCGUGUCACCAUUCUUAAGGACCACGCCACUCGCCGUAGCCGCGGCGUUGCCUUCGUCCUCUUCGUCGCCCGUGACGACGCUGUUUCCGCUGCCCGCCAGAUGAACGGAAAAAUCCUCAAUGGCCGAACCCUAAGUGCUUCAAUUGCGUCUGACAACGGCCGUGCAGCUGAAUUCAUUCGUCGUCGCGUUUAUAAGGACAAGUCCAGGUGUUAUGAGUGCGGGGAGGAGGGUCAUCUGAGCUAUGAAUGUCCCAAAAAUCAGUUGGGUCCCAGGGAGCGGCCUGUUCCUAAGAAGGGUAGGAGAGAGAAAGAGCAGAGGAGGAAGGAGGAUGAGGAAGAGGAGGCGAGAGAAGGAGAUGAAGAAGAGGUUGCAUUUGAGGAGGAUAACUGGGCUUCUGUGGUUGAUAAUGCUGCUGAUCAAAGGUUGUUGAUGGGACAUGAAGAACAACAAAAAUUGGGGAAAGAGAAGAAGGUGAAGAAAGCUAGCUAUUUCAGUGACGAGAGUGGGGAGGAGGAUUGAUCAUAUUUUUAUCAAGAGUAAUUGUUGAAUUGAUCAACUGCCUUCGUCCAAAUUUAAUUUCACUUACUACACUAGUAGAAGUUGUCAAAUGCCUCGUCUCAAAUGCUCCACUGUUUAAUAAAUCAGGCCCAGCAGAGAACUCACCGGUUUUUUCGUAGAUUGAUUUGGCAUCGGAGAGGUCACUCAAUAAGCCUUCUGCUGUUGCUUCUGUUUCCUUCACUGCUGCUUCUGUUGGUACAGAAACCCAAUGUUCUCUCUCGGGCUUCUUCUCUUUGAUGCCUUCCAUCUUAUUCCAGGAUUUCAGAGAACGGUUCUGGAUUUCUUUUGAAUCAACUCUUAAGUGUAGAUAUUGUGGCGAUGUGCAUGGUUGUGAAUAUGGUAAGGGCUGCAGAUAUCAAGCUUGUGAAUCAGUACCGAAAUUGACGGUGUCAAUUCUGAGACUUGUUGCAGCUUGUAAAGAACUAAAUAGAAGGCUUAUAGGUUAUUAUCAAUUUAUCAGCACAAUAAGCUAAGUUUUUAUGGCUAUUGUCAAUUUGUGAUAGGUCACGCCUUGGUAUGUGAUAAAUGUAGAUUAAGCAUUUUGCCUAGUUUUUGACAUGUCGCUAAUAUUGUAUUUUAGUUGAAAAUGCAGUUCCAGCUGAAUUUGGUGA
Messenger RNA from Spinacia oleracea (spinach), 3120 nucleotides. RefSeq names its product U11/U12 small nuclear ribonucleoprotein 31 kDa protein. The transcript is spliced from 3 exons. The record is from RefSeq and is a predicted model, not a curated record. Gene Ontology annotation, biological process: mRNA splicing, via spliceosome. Gene Ontology annotation, molecular function: zinc ion binding; RNA binding. The coding region runs from base 1733 to 2470 and encodes 245 amino acids. Gene Ontology annotation, cellular component: U12-type spliceosomal complex. Lineage: Eukaryota; Viridiplantae; Streptophyta; Magnoliopsida; Caryophyllales; Amaranthaceae.